AUGUCAUUCGGUGAAAUUGAUAAACUAGCUGUCUCCACCGCCAGACUGCUGAGUGUGGACCAGGUAUGCAAGGCCAAUUCCGGCCAUCCAGGUGCCCCACUGGGGUUGGCGCCCGCUGCUCACGUUCUCUUCUCGCAGAUGAAGAUGAACCCUAAGAACCCAAACUGGGUCAACAGAGACAGGUUUGUCCUAUCGAACGGUCACGCCUGUGCCCUGCUGUACUCCAUGUUGCACUUGACCGGGUACGAUUUCUCCAUUGAGGAUUUGAAGAACUUCAGACAGUUGGACUCCAGGACCCCAGGCCAUCCAGAACGUGAAUUGCCAGGUGUGGAGGUCACCACGGGCCCAUUGGGGCAAGGUAUCUGUAACGCCGUUGGUUUGGCCAUUGCCCAGGCUAACUUCGCUGCUACUUACAACAAGCCAGGUUUCGAGAUCUCCGAUAACUACACUUACUCCUUCUGCGGUGACGGGUGUCUGCAAGAGGGUGUCUCCUCUGAGGCCUCUUCGCUUGCCGGUCACUUGAAAUUGGGGAACUUGAUCCUGAUCUACGACGACAACAGGAUCACCAUCGAUGGUAAGACCUCUCUGUCCUUCACUGAGGACGUCGCCAAGAGAUACGAGGCUUACGGGUGGGAAGUCAUCACCGUCGAGAACGGGAACGAGGACUUGGCUGGGAUCGCCGCUGCGAUCGCCAAGGCUAAGCAGAACAAGGAACAACCAACCAUGAUCAAGUUGCACACCACGAUCGGGUUUGGCUCCUUGAACGCAAACACCUCCGGUGUUCACGGUUCCCCCUUGAAACCAGAGGACUUGAAGCAAUUGAGACAGAAGUUUGGUUUCAACCCAGACAAGUCCUUCCAAGUGCCACAGGAAGUGUACGACUUCUACCAGAAGAAAGUGUUGCAGCCAGGUGUAGAGGCCAACAAGAAGUGGGACCAAUUGUUGAAGGCGUACGAGCAGAAGUACCCUGAAUUGGGCGCCGACUUGGCAAGAAGACUGGCGGGCCAAUUGCCACAAGAUUGGGCCGCCAAGUUGCCAACUUACACUCCAGCGGACUCCGCGUUCGCCACGAGAAAGUUGUCCGAGAUCGUCUUCCAACACAUCUACGACGAAUUACCAGAGAUGAUCGGUGGGUCCGCCGAUUUGACCCCAUCGAACUUGACCAGAUGGAAGGAGGCCGUCGACUUCCAACCACCUUCCACCGGGCUGGGUGACUUCAAGGGUAGAUACCUAAGAUACGGUAUCAGAGAACACGGUAUGGGUGCCAUCAUGAACGGUAUCGCCGCCUUCGGUGCCAACUACAAGCCAUACGGUGGUGCGUUCAUGAACUUCUUGGGUUACGCCGCCGGUGCCAUCAGAGUGUCCGCCCUUGCCGAGGAAAAUGUCAUCUGGGUCGCCACCCACGACUCCAUCGGUGUCGGUGAAGAUGGUCCAACGCAUCAACCUAUCGAGACUCUGUCCCACUUCAGAGCCAUGCCAAACCUGCACGUCUUCAGACCAGCCGAUGGUAACGAGGUCUCUGCCGCGUACAAAGUCGCCUUCGAGUCCACCGGGACCCCAUCCGUCAUCGCCUUGACAAGACAGAACUUGCCACAGUUGGAAGGUUCCUCCAUCGAGAAGGCAGUCAAGGGUGGUUAUGUUCUACAGGAGUGUGCCGACGCAGACAUCACUUUGGCCGCCACUGGGUCCGAAGUGUCCCUGUCCGUUGAGGCCGCCAAGUUGUUGGCCGCUAAGGGCAUCAAGGCUCGUAUCGUCUCUCUACCAGACUUCUUGACCUUCGACAAGCAGCCACAAGAGUACAGACUGUCCGUCCUACCAGACAGAAUCCCAGUCUUGUCCGUCGAAGUGCUGUCCACCUCCGGUUGGGGCAAGUACGCACACCAAUCCUUCGGUCUAGACAGGUUCGGUGCCUCCGGCCCAGCUCCUCUUGUGUUCAAGAAGUUCGGGUUCACCCCAGAGGGCGUCGCCACAAGAGCGGAAAAGACCGUCGAGUUCUACAAGGGCCAAGAAGUCAUCUCCCCAUUGAGAUGCGCCUUCUAA
Messenger RNA from Huiozyma naganishii CBS 8797, 2040 nucleotides. RefSeq names its product transketolase TKL1 (gene TKL1). The coding region runs from base 1 to 2040 and encodes 679 amino acids. Gene Ontology annotation, molecular function: transketolase activity. The record is from RefSeq and is a predicted model, not a curated record. The transcript has a single exon. Gene Ontology annotation, cellular component: cytosol. Gene Ontology annotation, biological process: pentose-phosphate shunt. NCBI's taxonomy places the organism in Eukaryota, Fungi, Ascomycota, Saccharomycetes, Saccharomycetales, Saccharomycetaceae.